GGCAAAAACGAAACGGAAGCUGGUCAGAGGAAAUCUCCCUCGAAAGGGGUUUGAAUUCUUUGUAGUGGCCGCUUGGUAAAAAAAAGGUCUUUAAAAAAAUGGUGAAAAUUUUUGUGGGAAAUCUGCCCCGGGAGGCAGACCAGGAUGAAAUCAAGGCACUCUUUACACAGUACGGCACAGUCACAGAAUGUGCCAUCAUCAAGAACUACGCCUUCGUCCACAUGGAUGACCGAAAGGCCGCCACCAAAGCCAUCAAAAAUCUGCACCUCUACAAGCUUCAUGGCACACCGAUCAACGUUGAGGCCAGCCACGGGAAGAACCAGGGCUCAGUCAAACUGCAUGUAGCGAAUGUAGAGAAGGGAUCUGAUGAGGAGCUCCGUGCUCUCUUUGAAGAGUAUGGCACAGUCACAGAGUGUGCUGUUGUCAAGAAUUUUGCUUUUGUACAUAUGUCCAACUCUGAUGAGGCCAUGGAUGCCAUCAAAGGACUGGACAACACAGAAUUCCAAGGAAAACGCAUCCAUGUCCAGAUUUCCAAGAGCCGUCCCAGACAUGACGAACGGGAUGACUACCCCCCUCCUCCCCCAGACAGAGGUGGCUACUGGCCUCCACGCUAUCCAGGAGAGAGGCACGAGCCUCCCCCACCCAGCUACCUGAGAGGCCGUCUCAGCCAUAUACCCCCAGGUUACCCAGCCCCCCCUCUGCCACCCCCUCCCCCUAGACGAGCUGUUUAUCCCGACCGUCCCUAUGAGGGUGAGAGGGACAGAUAUGGCGUGGUAGAUUACUAUGAGAAGUACAGAGCUCGUCCGUAUGGCAUCGCCUCCUAUGAGGAUCAACGUGCUGGCGCCCCUCCUCCUCCCCCUCCCCCCUCAGCCGUCGUCCGAGACCGUCUUAUGACCUCGCCGCUUGACCCGUAUGAGCGUCGCCCCCUCCCACCUCCCCCGUCCUCGUACUACGCCCGAGAUCGCAGCCCCCUCAGGAGAGCGCCUAGCACGCCAAUGCCCCCCGCCAGUAAUGGUUACUCCUAUGAGCGCUCCCGACUCUCUCCGGUCUCCCGGGUCCCGGCAUACGGAGUUCCACGUGCCAGGGACCCCUACGCAGACCGGCUGCCCCCGCCACCGCCUGCACGCUACGCUUAUUAAGCAAGGCCCGGCAUGUGAAGGAUCGUCGUCCGACUGCGUCGCCACUCGCCGCCUCCUGAUGCACGUGACACUAUCCACUUCCUGUCUGCGGCAGAGCGCGUUACGUUCCCCUGAGAUGCUCACAGGAGGAACUGAAUUGCCGACGUCCACGUCUGUUUUUGUUUUUAUUAUUUUGGGACAACUUUUAAUCUCGUAUUUUUUUCCCCAGAUUGUUUUAGUUUGUCAUUGUGCUGUAGUAUUUUUAAUGCUUGACGUCUGAGUUAGGCGUGUUUUUUUUUUUUUUUUUUUUUUUUUUUUUUUUAUUGUACCUUUACGUUUGGAUAAUUAGUGUUCUGAUGUGGUGUGUAACCUUAGAAAGCUGAAUCAUUUCAGCAGAAGUUUCUAGGCGAUACUUGUGACUGUAGAUUUAACUGAACUGAAUUAUGUUUGGUAUUAAAUCUAGUCUGCACGUUGCUUCCAUCAUGUUAAACUUUACAUCGAAAACUAAACCUCCAUGUGGCGUUGCUGUGAAAAUUUAAACUGCUAAGACAUAGGAGUUUUUACACAUUUAGAAAGUAACUGUUAGUAGCACAGUUACCAAAAGGCGUUCACAUGUACCUGUCCACUGUUGGAUCUUUCUUUUUUUUUUUUUUUUUUUUAAAUAAAACGGAUUUGUGCAGUAAUGUUGUUCACAGAUGUGCUCAAAUCAUGCCCUGCGCUAAAACACCUCAACAGUGUAACCAACCGCUUGAAUAGAUUUGAAUACUUUCGUAAAUACAAAAUCAUUGAUCAUGCGUUUUAUUUAUGAUGAAAUAACAAACUUUAAAAUCGUCACGCUGAUUAAAGAAACAUCUCUUAUCUGGCCUUCUCUGAAAUACUAAAUACAGCUUUUAUCAUUCAUCAGCGUACCUUUUACCUUGCCCCCCCCCUCCCUAUUAAUGCCAAAACUGAAACUUGCUCCCAUUAUAGCUGAAGUGAAUAAGGGCCACACCCAACAGGUGAGAUUUCAUAGAUGAGACUAGUUACCUUUGAAUCUGGGGGGAGAUGACAUCAAAGGCGACUGGAGAUCUUCAGAGUCAACAGGUAAGUCCAGGGCUUUAAGGACUACUGCAACUACUACAGACAGCACAUGCUCACAUUUAACUGUUUUAUAGGUAAAUAUUACUAGUUAUCUGCUACAGAGGUUUACUUUGAUUUUGAUUAUUUACAGGACCCUGAGUGUUACCUAGUUAAAGUUUGUUUUCCAUGCUGUACACAAUUAUCCAUUCAGCUGUAAAUCUGCUGUUCUUUAUUGUCAGUGUUUGCUGGGAAUUAAUUCUGAGCUACAUAUAUAUAGUUGUCUUUUUUUUCCAGCACUGCCAGCAAAUUGUAGAGCAUGUUUGGCUUUGCGGCAAAUGGUUUUGGAACUGGAAAUUUCAGAGACAUUUAGGAUAGCUAGGUUUGGUUAGAUGACAAGAUUUUGACUUGGGGACAGAAUCAGAAAUUCUACACUUUGUUUUACAGACAUGAUGAGCUUGAUUAAACCCUUGUAAAGCAGGGAAAUAAGUCAAUACAAUGAAGUUGCCAUAUUCACUGAUUUUACACACAGAAUUUUGAUGGAGGUGAGAAGUUUACAGUGCUGUGCUUUGUAUUGCCAUUUUGGAUUCUGACCUGCAUGAAUAAAAUAUUUAAAA
Molecule: messenger RNA, 2791 nt
Organism: Seriola dumerili (greater amberjack)
Lineage: Eukaryota; Metazoa; Chordata; Actinopteri; Carangiformes; Carangidae
Gene: rbm4.3
Product: RNA-binding protein 4B-like
Exons: 4
Coding region: 99-1139 (346 amino acids)
Cellular component (GO): cytosol
Molecular function (GO): mRNA binding
Source: RefSeq, a predicted model, not a curated record